Quercus robur (English oak) is the source of this 816-nucleotide messenger RNA. RefSeq lists its product as uncharacterized. The record is from RefSeq and is a predicted model, not a curated record. The transcript has a single exon. The coding region runs from base 1 to 816 and encodes 271 amino acids. NCBI's taxonomy places the organism in Eukaryota, Viridiplantae, Streptophyta, Magnoliopsida, Fagales, Fagaceae.
AUGCAUUGUGAAAUUGACGAGUUGAAAAGAGAGUUGCGUCACACUUGGCGAAGACGUUCCCCGCCCAGCUCCGAACCGUCCUUUGAAGAGACAGAUGGUGCUAGUUAUAGACGGAGAUCCAAAACUCCGCCUAGCGAGACCUUUUCCUAUGAAGAGGAGCACCACCAUCGACGUAGGUACAAAAGCCCGCCUCGCAAAGGCUUGGGGAACGAUGCCAUGAACAAGGCGUUGAGUCAAGUUUCCAAAUCACCCUUCACACGGAACAUAAAGGAUGCGAGCCUUCCUCGGCGAUUUCAUCAACCCACAUUCACCAUUUAUAAUGGUCGGACAGACCCGGUAGAACACAUUAGCCAUUUCAGUCAAAGGAUGGCUAUUCACUCCAAAGAUGAGGCCUUGAUGUGUAAGGUCUUUCCAUCUAGCUUGGGCCCGGUGGCGAUGAGGUGGUUCAACGGUUUGAGGGCUAACUCCAUCGACUCCUUCAAAAAACUCACCCGAGCUUUUGGUGCUCGCUUUAUUACUUGCAGUAGGAUUCCUCGGCCUUUAAGAUGCUUAUUGUCUAUGUCCAUGCGGAAGGGUGAGACUCUGAAGGCUUAUUCAGAUAGAUACUGGGGAUUGUUUAAUGAGAUAGAGGGAGAGUACGAUGAUGUGGCCAUAAGCACUUUCAAGGCUGGUCUUCUAGCCGAGCAUGAUUUGAGGAAAUUUCUAAUUGGUAAACCUGUUACUAGUGUACGCCAAUUGAUGGAUCGAAUCGACAAGUACAGAAGAGUAGAAGAAGACCAACUGCAGGGGAAAGGAAAGGCUAAGGUGAUCCCUUAG